Molecule: messenger RNA, 1032 nt
Organism: Ailuropoda melanoleuca (giant panda)
Lineage: Eukaryota; Metazoa; Chordata; Mammalia; Carnivora; Ursidae
Product: olfactory receptor 5B17
Biological process (GO): G protein-coupled receptor signaling pathway
Cellular component (GO): membrane
Molecular function (GO): olfactory receptor activity; G protein-coupled receptor activity
Source: RefSeq, a predicted model, not a curated record
AUGGAUUUAUUUGUGAAUUAUGCAACUAUGCUACGCCAUGCAUUAAGUACAAUAGAGACAAAGCAUCUUGUGNGGAAGAAUAACACAGAGGUGAAAGAAUUCAUCCUGCUGGGACUAACCACUGCCCCGGAACUGCGGGGUCCUCUCUUUCUAAUGUUCGCCCUCAUCUACCUGAUCACGCUGCUUGGGAACCUGGGGAUGAUCGUGCUGGUCCUGCUGGACUCCCGUCUGCACACCCCCAUGUACUUCCUCCUUAGUAACCUGUCUCUGAUGGACUUUGGUUACUCCUCAACAGUCACUCCCAAGGUCAUGGCCGGAUUACUUAUAGGAGACAAGGUCAUCUCCUACAAUGCAUGUGCUGCCCAGAUGUUCUUUUUUGUAUUCUUUGCAACUGUGGAAAAUUACCUCUUAGCUUCAAUGGCCUAUGACCGUUACACAGCAGUGUGCAAACCCCUCCAUUAUACCACGACCAUGACGACAGGUGUGUGUGCUCGUCUGGCCAUAGGCCUAUGUCUUUNUUAUGUCUUUGGUUUCCUAACUGCUGCUUUUGACAUUGGAAACACAUUCAGUCUCUCUUUCUGUAUGUCCAAUGUGGUCCAUCACUUUUUCUGUGAUAGUCCAGCAGUCAUGACCCUGGCUUGCUCAGAUAAAGACAUUAAUGAGCUGAUUCUUGUGCUUAUUUCAAGCUUUAAUAUCUUUUUCGCAAUUCUUUUAAUCUUGAUUUCCUACAUGUUCAUAUUUAUCACCGUUUUGAAGAUACAAUCAGGUGAGGGAUACCAGAAGGCUUUAUCUACCUGUGCUUUUCACCUUGUUGCAGUUUCCAUAUUUUAUGGGACAGUCAUUGUCAUGUACUUACAGCCAAGUUCUAGUCAUUCCAUGGACACAGACAAAAUUGUAUCUGUGUUCUAUCUAUGGUNUACAAUGGUCAUCCCCAUGCUGAACCCUAUGGUCUACAGCUUGAGGAACAAAGAAGUAAAAAAUGCCAUCAAAAAGUUUUUUGAGAAGGCAAAAUAUUCUCUAGUCUUCCAGUGA